AUGUCCACCGAUGGAGCCAAGGAGCGGCGACCGAUCCAUGGCUGCCCGUCCGUGCCAGUCCCAGUCAGGGGCUUCGCACAACGGGUUCCAGUCUAUGUUGGCUCCCUGAGGCCUCGGGUCUUGAGCAAUUACUCUUUCAAGAUGGCCCGUGUCCCCUGGUUGGCUUCUCUUCUGUCCAAAAGUCUUGGCGAUCAGUCGCACCUGAGCGCCAAUUUCGUCAUCCUUGGACGUCGAUCGUUCCUCUUCAUGGGGUACGUACUACUGUGA
This is a messenger RNA of Clonostachys solani, 267 nucleotides long. Lineage: Eukaryota; Fungi; Ascomycota; Sordariomycetes; Hypocreales; Bionectriaceae. The record is from the annotation of a GenBank genome assembly.